GGGACCCUGCUUGGGAGGCGUGCUGGCUUCUGGCAGCUGUAGAGGCGGUGGCCACCGAGGGCUGUGGGAGGAGCCGCGUGGUUCCGGCUGCCGAGGCGAGGCGACCCUUAGGUCCGCGCCGCGGGCGGGGAGGACAGGUAGGGGAGCGGACAGCCGCGGCUCUGGGGGAGGCUCAGGCAGCGGAGUGCCCCGCCGCGCCCCCCGCACCCUCGGCCUCUGGCGUUGAAGCGGGGGAGUAAGGAGAUGCCUACCCAGAGGGACAGCACUACCAUGUCUCACUCGAUCGCAAGCGGCGGCUUCGGGGACCAUUCUCACCAGGUUCGGGUGAAAGCCUACUACCGCGGGGAUAUCAUGAUAACACAUUUUGAACCAUCCAUCUCCUUUGAGGGCCUUUGCAGUGAGGUUCGAGACAUGUGUUCUUUUGACAAUGAACAGCUUUUCACCAUGAAGUGGAUCGAUGAGGAAGGAGACCCGUGUACUGUGUCAUCUCAGUUGGAGUUAGAAGAAGCCUUUAGGCUGUAUGAGCUAAAUAAGGAUUCUGAACUCCUGAUUCAUGUAUUUCCUUGUGUACCAGAGCGUCCUGGAAUGCCCUGUCCAGGAGAAGAUAAAUCCAUCUACCGCCGAGGUGCACGCCGCUGGAGGAAGCUUUAUUGUGCAAAUGGCCACACUUUUCAAGCCAAGCGUUUCAACAGGCGUGCCCACUGUGCCAUCUGUACCGACCGAAUAUGGGGACUUGGACGCCAGGGAUAUAAGUGCAUCAACUGCAAACUCCUGGUUCACAAGAAGUGCCACAAACUUGUCGCAAUUGAAUGUGGGCGCCAUUCUUUGCCACCAGAACCAAUGAUGCCAAUGGAUCAGUCGUCCAUGCACUCAGAUCACGCCCAGACAGUAAUUCCAUAUAAUCCUUCAAGUCAUGAGAGUUUGGACCAAGUUGGUGAAGAAAAGGAGGCAAUGAACACCAGGGAAAGUGGCAAAGCUUCAUCCAGUCUAGGUCUUCAGGAUUUUGAUUUGCUCCGGGUAAUAGGAAGAGGGAGUUAUGCCAAAGUACUGUUGGUGCGAUUAAAAAAAACAGAUCGUAUUUAUGCAAUGAAAGUUGUGAAGAAAGAGCUUGUCAAUGAUGAUGAGGAUAUUGAUUGGGUACAGACAGAGAAGCAUGUUUUUGAGCAGGCAUCCAAUCAUCCCUUUCUCGUUGGGCUGCAUUCUUGCUUUCAGACAGAAAGCAGAUUGUUCUUUGUCAUAGAGUAUGUAAACGGAGGAGAUCUAAUGUUUCACAUGCAGCGACAAAGAAAACUGCCUGAAGAGCAUGCCAGGUUUUACUCUGCAGAAAUCAGUCUAGCAUUAAAUUAUCUUCAUGAACGAGGGAUAAUUUAUAGAGAUUUGAAAUUGGACAAUGUAUUGCUGGACUCAGAAGGACACAUUAAACUCACCGACUAUGGCAUGUGUAAGGAAGGAUUACGGCCAGGAGAUACAACCAGCACUUUCUGUGGUACUCCCAAUUACAUUGCUCCUGAAAUUUUAAGAGGAGAAGAUUAUGGUUUCAGUGUUGACUGGUGGGCUCUUGGAGUCCUGAUGUUUGAGAUGAUGGCAGGAAGGUCUCCAUUUGACAUUGUCGGGAGCUCUGAUAACCCUGAUCAGAACACGGAGGAUUAUCUCUUCCAAGUUAUUUUGGAAAAACAAAUUCGCAUACCACGUUCUCUGUCUGUAAAAGCAGCAAGUGUCCUGAAGAAUUUUCUCAACAAGGACCCAAAGGAACGAUUGGGUUGUCAUCCUCAAACAGGAUUUGCUGAUAUUCAGGGACACCCAUUCUUCCGCAAUGUCGAUUGGGAUAUGAUGGAGCAAAAGCAAGUGGUACCUCCCUUUAAACCAAAUAUUUCUGGGGAAUUUGGUUUGGACAACUUUGAUUCUCAGUUUACUAAUGAACCUGUCCAGCUCACUCCAGAUGACGAUGAUAUUGUGAGGAAGAUCGAUCAGUCCGAAUUUGAGGGUUUUGAGUACAUCAAUCCUCUUCUGAUGUCUGCGGAGGAGUGCGUCUGAUCCUCACUUCUCAGCUGUGCAUUUUGCUUUUGUUGCUGUUCAGUGCAUGGACGACUCAUUACUGGCUUGGAUAUAAUGAACCAUUUGAUAUUUGCCACCUACAAAAAAAGCACUCAAUACCUUGUAUUGUUGACUAUAAGAGUCAGUUAAUUACAUCCAAGUUUAACUAUGAAAAGAAAUUGAGACUAGUUUCCAGACAAUCAUGUCAGAAUACUGGUAACCCAGCAGUCUACUGAUGAUAAACAAAGCUGUCUUUUUCGUUUGACGGAACUACUUACCACUGCUUUUAAAGAGUGUUGCAUUACGGCACAUGCAGCAGGCAUUACUACAUCAUAAGCCUCCCAUGAUUUUUGUCAUUCUUCCCUAAGUCAUUUAAGUAUUUAAUUUUGGAGUAAAAGAAUAAAUCAAAAUAUAGCAACUUAUUAUAUUACCUGUUAGUUUCCGAAUUCUUUUUGUUUAAAAAUUCAACUGUAAAUUUUAUAUUGCCUUGGAUAAUUACUCAUUUUUAAGGCAACAUUAUUAAAUUGAUUGGUAAUAAAAGGUAUUGCUUGCUUAGACUUGGGGAAUACAGAUGCUUCUUGGGGAAAAAAGAUAGGUACAUUUUAUUAAGAAUCAGAUUCUAAAUCAUUAGCUAUUUUUGAAAAGCUGAUGCAAAUGAUUUCUUUAAUAUAUUAAGAGGUUAGCUUUUGAGCGUGUCACUUUAACCAGAAUUUUACCUGGAUUUUAACAAAUGUACAUCAAAGGAUACAGGAUGCAGUUGAAUGGAAAAUGUCUCAGUAUAUAGAAAGGAAAAAAUAGAAAUUUAAAGUAGAUACAAAAAAGUGCAAUGGUAAUAUUUAUUUCAUAUUGGACAGUAAAUCACACAAUUGCUUUUUGUGAUUGGAUUAAAUAAGGAGGCACUUACUUAUUACUAAACUUGUAAAAACAUUCCAUUUACCCAGUGGAGAUGGAAUGUAUACUAUUUUUCCUUAUAAUAUAGUAUACAUGAAUUUAUCUUCCAAAUAAUGUGUCAAACAUGCUUAUUUCUUACCCCAAACACACUUUUCACACUGUCCAUACUUUUGGACCCAGUUUAUGGAGUCUUCAGUGAAAUCCAUGGAAAGUACGACCACGAGUAAAUGUUGACACAUGCAUGCACUCGCACAUCCCCUCCCAGCUCUUCUAGGUGAGUUUGUGUUCAGUAGGUAACACAUGGAAUGCAGAGUAGAACACAUUUCAGGGGCAGCGUUCUUAAGAUUAUGUUUUCCUAAUAUUAGUGUUUAGCAGUGUAUUAUUUAAAAGGAUGCCAGAGAUAGCAUCUUUCUAUUGUUUAUUUUAAACAUUUUUUAUGAAAGGGGAUUUAAAAAGUAACCAUAAUCAUCUAAAUUACUUAUAAUUGCCCACUCUUAGUAAAAUUUAAUUUUGGGGAAAGCUAUUGAAUCUUCAACUUAGAAAGAUUUAAAAUCAAUAGGCAUUUAAUAAACUACCUUCUCUUUUUGGAUGCUGCAUUUCAUUAGAAAUACAAUUUUUCCAAAGUUUCUGACCAUGUACUCUCUUCUUUAAAUAAUUAAGUCUGAAAGCAAUGAAAACCUCAAAGGAAAAAUGUUUAUAUACAUCCACAUGUUUAUUUAAGAAGUAUAUAUGUUUCUCUUAAUACCUAAGACUUGUUUUAAAACAAAAAGCAGCAUUCACUCAAAUGGUAAACUUAUGGAAAAUUCUGACAUCUUAUGUCAGAAGUAUGUUAUGACCUUGCUUUUAAGUGGUACUGUUUCCCCUAGGGCAUUAGUUCUAAAAUUUUAGAGUGUGGAAUAAGUUCAUGUAAAAGCACAUUACAGGGCCAACCCUAGGUUUCCGUUGGGUCUUUGAACCACAUUUUAAGAAAACUUUGAGUUACUCUUUUAUUUUGUCCUGUAGUUAAAUAUUAGAAAGAGUAUUCAUGAUUAAACACUUUGAGAAGGGGUAGGCAGUGAGUUACUAUUUUAUCUACUAUUUUAAAUACAUUUUAAAUGAAUGACUUUUUCAAGUUGGGUAUCUUCUCAAAAAAAGUCCAUCAGUUUUCUAUCAAUAAUGUUGCAAAUGAUGAACAAUUUUCUGUGAUGAGGUUUUAACUAUUGUUCAGGGCGGUCUUUUGUUUUUAAAUCUUUUUUUAAAAAACUAGUAAGAUUUACUGUGUAUAUUUUAUACAGAAUUGCAUUACAAAUAUGUUUUUAAUUGUGUUCUGUUUAAGUGCCAUGACCAUUAUUUUUAUAUUAUAUAGAAGUUCACCGAAAAUACUCACCAGGGGAAAAAAGGCAGUUGAUAGAAUGGUUGGAAUUUUGGUGUUCUGAGAAAAAAUUUAUUUUGUAUAAGCAUGUGGUCGGAUCAUUUUAUGUGUAUGCAGCCUGAAUUGGCUGUCAGGUACUUUGCUUUAUACAUUCACUUUUUAAAUUUUGUUUUGACUUUUGUCAUGUAGAACACUGCCGUGGUCAUCAUAAUGUAGUCUUGUAUUUGUGUGCCUUUUUUUUUUACUUUAAAAUCUUUAAAUAAAAUGUUUAAUACCCAUCAA
Phyllostomus hastatus (greater spear-nosed bat) is the source of this 4558-nucleotide messenger RNA. RefSeq names its product protein kinase C iota (gene PRKCI). NCBI's taxonomy places the organism in Eukaryota, Metazoa, Chordata, Mammalia, Chiroptera, Phyllostomidae. The record is from RefSeq and is a predicted model, not a curated record. The transcript has 18 exons. Gene Ontology annotation, biological process: protein phosphorylation. Gene Ontology annotation, molecular function: diacylglycerol-dependent serine/threonine kinase activity; ATP binding; protein binding. The coding region runs from base 244 to 2034 and encodes 596 amino acids.